AUGGAACUUUCGGUCGAAAUUGAAGCGAAAUCGGACCUUCUUGAUGCCACUCAAUCAUGUGAAAUUGUUUCCGACAUUGAGAUGAUCACUGCUCAUCGAGGACGUUCAAAUACUGCCCAAAGGUUGGAAAGACUGAAGGAAGAGAAAAGAUCAGCGGCAAAAACUAAAUAUAUUCAUUAGGAGGACGUCAAAGUGAAUGUUACUGAUGAUGAACUGUCCGAAUUAUUCCCGAGAAAAUGUGAAGAUGAGAUAAAAGAAUCUUCCAGAGAAAGUCUUCCAAAAAAGUCUAUUCUUUCCUUACCGGUGGAAAAAUCUCCUGACAAUCCAUUUAAAGAAUUUGCCAAGUUCGAUGCUCGAGUUGGUGAUAGACGAAGAACCCGAAAUUAUGAGAUCAUUUUACAUAAUAUCGCCGGUGAGCAGAGACUCAAAAUACUCCAAGUGGUCAUUUUUACCAAUGCUCGUGUCAGAGAUUUGAUUGGAUUAACUUGCUGGUUGUACACAAAUGAAGUUAAUGAACCCGAAUUAGAACCAUUAAAAUCAUUGAUGAUCAUCGAUUAUUUCUCGUCCCAUUUCUCUUACCUCUUUUUUAAAGCUCUCCCACCAAAUCGUUUCCCUUUUCUCUAUUUCUAGAACUAAAAACAUCGAUUUUCAUCAAAAUUAUCGCGUCAUCACCGAUAAUCGUAAAUCUAAACAUUCGUCCAUAUCUUACUUUUACCAAAUGAAAUCUCUAUGUCGAUUGUAAAGUUGUCCAGUAUAUUUACUAACUGAGUGAAUAUUGCUGAAAGAAACUUCUCGAAAAAGAAGAACAUUGGCUUUGUUCUCGUACAAACGAUUAACAAAAUCUAUUGAAGGCCGAAAAAGAAUUUGUUGAUACACAUUUAAUGAUAGAACGUAAAAAAACAAUUGAUUUAGAUGAUGAAAAUGCUGAAUGUUGUAGAAUAGAAUCCGUUAGCUUUUAUUGGAAGCGCGAUUUUCAAAAAAAUGCACCCAAAUAACCACAACCUGGAAUUCCAUAUUUUUCGAACGCAUCGUCUACAGCUUGACUAAAUUCCUCUGCAUAUUGAUCUGUGUCUAGUAUUUCCUUUGGCAGAGCAUAGUGUUGCCGCAUUAAUUGAUGAUAUCGCUGAAAAAAAGUUAAUUCAUCCAAUUAUUUUGUUAAUUGAAACUGACCAACUUAGUACCUUGGCAAAUGGAUGACCUUUACAAUCCUCGCAUUUUACUUGGAAAGGUGAUAUUUUCUUGGUCAUGGUAGCUUCAGAUGAAAUUGGCGUGAGAUAUGAUUGAGGUGAGGUAGAAGAUGGUGAAGAUGACCCAGGAAGAUUAUAAAUAACAGGUUUAGAAGAUACUAGAAAUAGAAGCUGAUUAAAUAGAUUUAAAUUAAAUCAUUUAA
Panonychus citri (citrus red mite) is the source of this 1390-nucleotide messenger RNA. RefSeq names its product target of rapamycin complex 2 subunit MAPKAP1-like. NCBI's taxonomy places the organism in Eukaryota, Metazoa, Arthropoda, Arachnida, Trombidiformes, Tetranychidae. Gene Ontology annotation, biological process: TORC2 signaling. Gene Ontology annotation, cellular component: TORC2 complex; cytoplasm; plasma membrane. Gene Ontology annotation, molecular function: phosphatidylinositol-4,5-bisphosphate binding. The record is from RefSeq and is a predicted model, not a curated record. The transcript has 3 exons.